GGACAGUUCUGGCACCACUUCCUUGAAUGAGCAUGGUGAAACUGAACGAUAGCAGCACCCUCCUCCCCGUGACCGAAAACCUACCAUCGUUACUGAAGCCACGGUAAAGCCACAAACCCGGGACGUAAUGGAAAACAAACCACGGAUUAACUCUGGUGGAGCAGACCCUGAAUCUACAGAAGACUGCGCCAUUUGCUUGGACAAAAUUGAAGACAAGAAAUCGUUGAAGUGCUUCCACUCGUUCUGCUCUGAAUGUAUUGACUCACUUUUCAAGUUUAAGCCUGCUUGUCCAAUAUGCAACACCUACUACGGAGAGUACACGGGGACCCAGCCGGAGGGCACGAUGGCAGUGACCCGCAGCUGGCAGGGACUACCUGGCUUUGAACACUGUGGAACUAUUACCAUUCAGUACAACUUCCCGGCAGGGAUACAAGGGCCAGAGCAUCCAAACCCUGGUGUGAGGUACAGCAGAACCUCUCGUACAGCCUUCCUGCCAGCCUGUGAGGAAGGUGAAAAAGUCCUGAGGCUGCUGCAGAAAGCCUUCGACAGGAGGCUCACUUUCACUGUCGGACGAUCUGUCACCACAGGACUUAACAAUGUCAUCACCUGGAAUGACAUUCACCACAAGACCAACAUGGAAGGUGGUCCACAAUAUUUUGGAUAUCCAGACCCAUCAUAUUUAUCCAGGGUUCAAGAGGAGCUUCGUCUUAAAGGAGUGACAGAGGAUAACUGAUGGGUGACAAUCAUCCAUACACAUCUUUAAAAACUUUUAGUACUUCUAAAUGUUAUCAAAGGUUUUAUUUCUCUUUGCUGCCCCAACGUUGAAAUCCUUGUUACUAGCACUUUAAGAGUUUUGUUCUUUCUCUGUCGCCACAUUGGGUUAUUUUAUUGAGACUUGAAGGGGGCUUCUACCAAAGAUUGUUCAUCUGUAAACAGACCAUGUACAAAUGUAUUAUUAUAGUAAUAUUAAGUUGUUUAUUGUAUGUUCAUUUGUAAUAAAAAAAAACACCCCAUAGAUUACACUG
Notolabrus celidotus (New Zealand spotty) is the source of this 1025-nucleotide messenger RNA. Its product is annotated as probable E3 ubiquitin-protein ligase DTX3. The coding region runs from base 128 to 733 and encodes 201 amino acids. Gene Ontology annotation, biological process: protein ubiquitination; Notch signaling pathway. The transcript has 3 exons. The record is from RefSeq and is a predicted model, not a curated record. NCBI's taxonomy places the organism in Eukaryota, Metazoa, Chordata, Actinopteri, Labriformes, Labridae.